GAUCUUUGAUAAAUAAUUUUAAAAAGGAAUGUAAAAAAGGUAAGAGCAUUUUCAUUGGCGUAUAGAAUGGGAAGAAGGACAGAGAGGAAUGGAACAUUUGGUUUCUAUUGAUUAUCUUCUCUUCUUCUGAGAUCUCUUAAUCUCAUCUCAUACCUCUUCCUCUCUUCUUCUUCUCUCUGCUCGGAGAUCCUCUGUAUCAUCAAACUUAGAUCAGCUGCGACCCCCAAAAAGCAAAGAAGCAACGAGUUAUAGUCUUGGUGCCUGACUCGAGCUCUUGUUAAGUCAUUUGGUGAGAGGAGAGAUUGGUUCUUUGGAGAGAUAUAUAUGGCAGAGGUUAAGGAUCACUUAGAGAUUAAGUUCCGUCUCAAUGAUGGUUCAGAUAUUGGUCCUAAAUCGUUUCCUGAUGCUACAACCGUUGCUGCAUUGAAAGAAACUGUGGUUUCUCAAUGGCCAAAAGAGAAGGAGAAUGGGCCAAAGACGGUGAAAGAUGUGAGAUUGAUAAGCGCAGGUAGAAUAUUGGAGAACAACAAGACGGUUGGAGAUUGCAGGAGUCCUGUCUCCAAUCUCUCAGAUGCUGUCACCACUAUGCAUGUCCUCAUUCAACCUCAGGUUACUGAUAAAGAGAAGAAGACGAAGAAGAAGCCUAAAGGUGAUCUGAAACAGAACAAUUGUGUCUGCUUAUGUUUUGGACGCCGGUUAUGAAAAGACUAGUAGAGCUCAAAGCUUUGGCAGAUUCACAUUCUCUUCUUCAGUCUCUUUUUGUGUGUGUGUGUGGCAACAUUGGCUUUUUGGUCGCUUGAGAUUUGGUUUCUAAUGUAAUUCUGAUUCUUAAACACAGUGGAAUCAUAGAUAACAUUUCAAAUUUGCAGACUAGAGUGAAUCAUUAAGAAUUUUAUAGUGGUUUUCUUACA
Brassica rapa (field mustard) is the source of this 911-nucleotide messenger RNA. RefSeq names its product membrane-anchored ubiquitin-fold protein 2. Gene Ontology annotation, molecular function: protein binding. The record is from RefSeq and is a predicted model, not a curated record. NCBI's taxonomy places the organism in Eukaryota, Viridiplantae, Streptophyta, Magnoliopsida, Brassicales, Brassicaceae.